This is a messenger RNA of Owenia fusiformis, 822 nucleotides long. Lineage: Eukaryota; Metazoa; Annelida; Polychaeta; Sabellida; Oweniidae. The record is from the annotation of a GenBank genome assembly.
UUCAACUUUUAUAAUGCCCAAGCAAAAUGCAAAUUCUCUCAUUAUUGUGAUCAGUUUUCCACACUGAUUGUGAAAAAAUCUGCAUGAAAUCACAAUGAGACGCUCAGCUGCACCUAGCCAGUUAGGGAAUGCUGCCAAGAAAAGACGCUUCACCACUCCUUUUUUAUCUGUCCGUGAAAAUCAGCAGGAUGGGGUCCCAACAACAGGAAAUGAUGUCAGAGCAGAUAACACAGCGGUUGACACUGAAAAUAAGGAUAAAUCUCAUAAUUCUGAGCGAAGCAAAACUGAGAUUCUAUCCCUGAUCAAAAAAUCUCCAUUAUGUACAAAGCCACUGAACAGCAGCGUUUUAAGGCCUACACAUAGAACACAACAGAACAAUCAAGUACCAUCAUCGAAAAAUACGUUACAAUACAAAAAACAUCUUGAAUUGACAGAAAAUAUUGAGAAACUGGAAAAGGAAAGAGUUUGUGAAGCUAUCAACGAUGUCGUUGAUGAUGACACAACACCACCUGAUGAGCAAGAUGACAUAAACUCUAAAGAAGAUUUAACUGAUACCAACAGUGCAAAGAAUAAUGCUGGUGCUCAUAUAGGUAGCUUUGAUAUAGUUGAUUCAGAAUUUCUUGAUGAUCCCCCAGAUAUUUUAACUCCAGAUAUUUCAAACUCAGAUAUUUCAAAAACAGAAUUAAAACCUAUUGGUUUAUUAACUGAUGACUUUGACCAUCUAAAUAAGUUGCCAAGUGAUUCUCCAUAUGUCAGUGAUAAAAAUGGAAAUACAUUUGUCCAAAAUGGAAUCCCUCAUCUGCCAAACCAAAAGCCAUCACG